ACUUUUGCAUAACUUUUCUUGUAGUGUAGUGUAGGGCAAACAAACAAACAAACAAACGAACGAAUAAUAAUAUAUAUGGUAAUAAUAUAAAUAGUGUAGAUGUAAAAAAUAGUGUAUAAUUAACAAGCAUACAACAUUAAAAUGCUGAGAAAUGUUUUCAAUAUUUUCAUACUUUUUUGGAUUUUUACUGAUUGUUUUUCAUCCAAGAGUAAUAUAAGACUUUCUUCAAGAAGAGCAUUUCGCUAUGGUUUGCCGAAAAUACCAGACAAAGGUUUGUGUUUUUUUAAAAUCUAGGAUAAUAUUGUAACUCAACUCUGCUGGCAAAUCUUUGGACACGUUGGCAAUAGUUACAAAAUUUCCUUUUAUUUUACUCGUUUUCUAAUCAAUGUACGACCAUGUGUGUUUAAUAUUGCAUUCGAAAUAAGGUUUAAAUAUUUUUAAGCCCCAUAUACUAUAGCCUUUCUCUGCAUUUUCUAUAUUUUGCUUUAAUGUUACUGUUGCUUAUUUUGAAAAUAUGUCUUACACAAAAUAUGACGUUUCUAUAUUUCUAUGUAUAAUCAUUUUCUUAUCUAUUUUCUUGGCCCGUCGGCCCCAACCAUGGUCGGUCCUCCUUUAAUUCUAAAUAAUUUAGCCCCUCCACUUUCAAAAAUGCUCCGCUGGGUCUGUUUACUAGUUAUUUUGCUUUCUAAAGCAUUGUAUUCAAAUGCUGUACUAACUUUUUAUGUGUUUAGAUAUACUGCUCCAAACAAGAAAAUCUUAUUUUCCAUAUUUUGGGAAAAGAUCUCACAAAAAAGCCUUUUCAAGAACUGAUUAUGAACCUUUCUUAAAAGUGUUACUAAAGCAAAGCAUUUUGAAUCGACCAAAAAUAAUGGCAACCAAUAUAACAACAGCAACAACAACAACAACUACAAAAUCAACAACAGUUACUACUAUGCCACCAACAGUUGACACAACGUCGAACUUUAUAGUGACUGUACAAGAUGUUACUCGCUCAACUACACAUACACAAACGUAUAAUGAAAGAGAAGCGAGUCGAAACUCUAGAACAAGUUUUACCACACUAUCACCUUCAGUUACAUCAAACAGAAUAGUAACUGUAGUAGAUCACACCACUACUAAUAGAAGAAACACUGGCAAAAUACCCAGCAUUAAUAGUGAAGAGAAUGUCAGUAGCAAUACUCGUGCACCGAAAACAGCUAGAUCAAGUUAUUCCAGGUUACCAGCAACUAGUACGACGACGCCAAGAAUAGUACCUACUUCAUCAAAAACCUCUUCACUAAGUAAGAAAACAACGUCGCCGACAAGUACUACCAGUAAAACAGAUAUAACAACUUCAUUUGCGCCUGACGAGAAUGACGCAGUAACUACAACAGAAGUGAGGACAACACGAGAACCAAUCACAUCGGUCACAUCUGUCACAGAAUCAUUUUAUGCUACUACUUCUUCGACCUCUAAUGAAAGUGAUGCGAUAAGUACAACACAAAUACCAACAAAGGAAUACAAAACUGAAGAAAGAGCAACACAAAAACUUACUACGUCUUACCCAGAGUCAUCUGCAUCUGAUGAGAGUAAUACAAUCACUACAACGCAAAUAACAACAACAAAACCAAUAACUGAAGAUAUUACUAAACCAGAACCUGCCACGUCUAGCACAAAAUCAUUUGAUAAAACAACACCAUUUGUUUCGGAUGACAAUCAGGCAAUGACUACAACACCAAAUCCAACAGCUGAACUGAAAACUCGAAAAAACACAACUCCAAAACCUAUUACGCCUGUGACAGAAUCAUCUGUUAUAACUACACCAUCUACCUCUGAUGAGAAUGAUGCAAUGACUACAACCCAAAUUACGUCAACGGAAGCAACGAAUGAAAAACUGACUACGCUAAAAUCUACAAUAUCUAAUACAGAAUUACCUGAUAAAACAACAUCAUCUACCUCUGAUGAGAACAAUUCAGUAACUACAACAGAAAUAACAACAACAGAACUGACGACUGAAGAGAAGAUGCCACCAAAACCUACCACGUCCAACACAGAAUUCUCUUACGUAACGUCAUCCGCCUCCAAUAACAAUGAUGAAAUAACUACAACAGAAAGAACAACAGAAGUGACAACUGAAAGGAGAACUACACCAAAGCCUGUGACAUCUAACACAGUAUCAUCUGAUAUAACAACACCAUCUUCCUCUGAUGAGACUGAUUCAGUAACUACAACAGAAACACCAACUGCUGCAUUGACAGCUGAAACAAAUACGACACCAAAAACAACAUCAGUGACAGAAUCAUUUGGCCUGACAACAUCAUCUGUGUCUGAUGAGAAUGGCUCGGUAACUACAACAGAAAUAACAACAACAGAAUUAACAACUGAGGGAAUGACUACGGUAAAACCUGCUACGCCUGUAACAGAAUCAUCUGAUACAACAACAUCGUCUGUCUCUGAUGAGAAUGAUUUAGUGACUACAACAGAAAUGACAGCAACAGAAAUGACAACUGAAGGGACGACGGCUGCAUCACAACCUACUACACCAGUAGCAGAAUCAUCUGAUACAACAACACUAUCUGCCUCUGAUGAGAAUGAUUCGGUGACAACAACAGAAAUGACAACAAUAGAGUCUAAAACUAGGGCUACGCCAAGAACUUCCACGUCAUUAAAAGAUGAUGUGACGAAAAAGCCUACACUGGGUAGUGCCCACACCACAUUAAAUAAAGGUAACGAAACAUCAACAACAAAAAUGGUUACUAAAAGAAAAGGAAAAAAUACAUCAACAACACCAAUAACAUCAAGAGAAACAUCCAGUGUAACGAAUGAAGACAAGGAAGGAAUAACAGUGACACCAACGACGUCGUCACAUGCACAAGCUACUUUAACGACACCAGAAGGAAGAACAACUUUAUCAGGAAAACUUAAAACUACGCCUAAAGUAGAAGACACUGAAGCAACAACUACAACAUCAAAAACUACAAAACAUACAACCGCAUCACCGAAAACCACAGUCACAAAAGGGAAAUCUACAACUGCAAAAACAGAAAAAGAAACAUCGACUGCAACAACAACUCCAAAGACUACACCAAAAAAAGCGAAGACUACGGCUGCAAAAGAUAAAACCAAGAAAACAGAAGCGAAGACCACGGCCACGAAAAUGAAAACUAUAACUGAAGAAGUGGAGGAUACAAAAACAAAAGUAAAAACUACUACUACAAGAUCGAAGACUACGAAAACAAAUGCAAAAACUACAACUACAGCAUUGAAAACUACCACUUCCAAUCCAAAAACUACAACUGCUACACCAAUAACUACAACUACGAAAUUAAAAUCUACAACUUCAAAAUCGAAAGCUACAACGAAAAUGGAGAAAACUACAGCUAAAAAACCAAAAACUACAACUACGGAGGGGACAGAAACGACUACAAAACCGAAAACAACAAAUACAAAACCGAAACCAACAACUACAAAACCGAAAACAACAACUGCAAAACCGAAAACAACCACUACAAAACCGAAAACAACAACUGCAAACUCUAAAACAACAACUACAAGCUCGAAAACUACAAAUACAAAACAGAAAACUACAACUAAAAACUCGAAAACUACAAAUACAAAACCGAAAACAACAACUACAAACUCGAAAACUACAACUACAAACUUGAAAACAACAAAUACAAAACAGAAAACUACAAAUACAAAACCGAAAACAACAACUACAAACUCGAAAACUACAACUACAAAACUAAAAACAGCAACUACAAAACCGAAAACUACAAAACCAAAAACAACAACUGCAAACUCGAAAACUACAACUACAAACUCGAAAACGACAACUAUAAACUCGAAAACUACAACUACAAAACCGAAAACUACAACUACAAACUCAAAAACUACAACUACAAAACCGAAAAUUACAACAACAAACUCGAAAACUACAACUACAAACUCGAAAACUACAAAACCAAAAACUACAACUACGGACUCAAAAGCUACAACUGCAAAACCGAAAACUACAAUUACAAAACCGAAAACUACAACUACAAACUCGAAAAUUACAACUACAAAAUCGAAAACUACAAAACCGAAAACUACAACUACAAACUCGAAAACUAAAAAACCGAAAACUACAACUAUGGACUCAAAAGCUACAACUGCAAAACCGAAAACUACAACUGCAAAACCGAAAACUACAACUGCAAAACCGAAAACUACAACUACAAAAUCAGAAACUACAUCUACAAAAUCAGAAUCUACAACAACAAGUUCAAAAACAACAACUACAGAUACAAAAGAAAUAACAACUGACGAAGUACAAGACGCAUUAAGACAGCAGGAAUUAUCAGAUUGGGUGAAAUGUCGGGAGCUUUGCCAUUAUGGCCUAUGUGAUACUAGUUGCCCUGUUGAAUGUUGUCCACAUUCAAAUGAAGCAAUAGCUCCACACCUGGAGGAGGUGCCACCAAUAUGGGGGGAUCAACCAGGCAUACUAAAAAUGAACAAACCUGAAUAUCCCUGUGCUACUUCAGAAUGCUUUGAGCAGACAGACUUCUCUGAUUAUCCAGUUAUGAAGUGCAAACCUUCAUGUAAACGGUAUUGUGUUCCUACAUGUCACCAAGCAUGCUGUACAGCUCGUUACUUGUCCUAUCGCACAGACGAAUACUAUUCUGGUUUGUACAAGCGAAAGCUAAACAAAUACUUGCAUGACAAAAAGAGAGGUUUAGAGGGAAACAUGUUGCUAGCUAAUGUACAGAGAAACCUCUCUAAAUGUAAUUAUUUUCUUCUGCUCAAUCCUUUUUUUGGCGUAUAUGAGUAUGAAAUAAAAAUAUUAAAUACGCUAAGCUUAAACAAUUAUGCUGCGUUAGCUUAA
Messenger RNA from Hydractinia symbiolongicarpus, 4846 nucleotides. RefSeq names its product mucin-2-like. The coding region runs from base 722 to 4846 and encodes 1374 amino acids. NCBI's taxonomy places the organism in Eukaryota, Metazoa, Cnidaria, Hydrozoa, Anthoathecata, Hydractiniidae. The transcript has 2 exons. The record is from RefSeq and is a predicted model, not a curated record.